AUGUUGAAUACUGUUCAAGAGAACCUUAUUAGUCAGAAAGCUAAGAUUAUCUGGAUAAAACUUGGAGAUGGGAACAAUGCUUUCUUUCAUGCUUCCUUGAAAAGUAAGCAUCAAAUGAACCAUGUCAAAAGUCUCAAGAACAAAGAUAGGAUCCUUCUGACAUCUCAUCAUGAGCUUGAAGAGGAGAUUCUGCAAUUUUAUGGAGACCUGGUUGGUAAGUCUAAUAAGAAAAUGGACAGUAUUAAUCUGAUUGCUAUGAGACAUGGCCCCCACCUGAAUGCUAGUCAGAGAAAGUCCCUAAUUGAACAUGUCAUUGAUCAGGAAGUGAAGUCUGCUCUUAAAGGUAUUAGUGAUAAUACUGCUCCUGGUAUAAAUGGUUUUGGGGGAAAAUUCUUCAAGGCCACCUGGAAUACUAUUAAUAAGGAUGUCCUCAAUUCCAUUAGAUAA
Lathyrus oleraceus (garden pea) is the source of this 447-nucleotide messenger RNA. RefSeq lists its product as uncharacterized. The transcript has a single exon. The coding region runs from base 1 to 447 and encodes 148 amino acids. NCBI's taxonomy places the organism in Eukaryota, Viridiplantae, Streptophyta, Magnoliopsida, Fabales, Fabaceae. The record is from RefSeq and is a predicted model, not a curated record.